UAUCCGAAGAAUCUCAAGAUGCACAGCUCGCUGGAAAGCAACACCCCCAAUGUGUGGGACUAUGAUACGAUAUUGGAAAAGAUUGGGUAUGGAAAAACCCAAUGGAUACUAUUGAUUGUGAGUGGUUUGCUGACAAUCACUUCGGUUGCCGCCCAACAAGCCAUGAGUAUCAUUGUCAUUGCCUCUCAAUGCGAAUUCGAAACCACACAGGCUGAAAAAGGCGUGAUGAUGGCUGCCAGUGUUACAGGUAUUUUCUUAUCAACCUAUAUAUGGGGCUACAUCAGCGAUGAUAUAGGGCGUCGCAAAGUCUUACUUUAUGGCAUUUUCGCCUCGAAUGCCCUUCAGUUUAUUCUCAUGUUUGUUACAAGCGUUUGGCUAUUCAACAUUAUCAAUCUUCUGGUUGGAAUUAGUAUGGGAGGCGUAUCAGCAGCACUCUAUGCAUAUUUGAGUGAAUUCAAUAUUCCCCGCCACAGGGCAGUGGCAAUUAAUUACUCCACAAUGUUUGUGAGUGUGACUGCAAUUUAUGUACCAGCUACUGCCUGGCUGGUACUCUCCUCCGAUUGGUCAAUCACUGUGGGGAACUUCGUUUUCCUGCCCUGGAGAUUAAUCCUUUUUGUCAGCUUACUACCAGGACUAAUUGGCGGCUUGGUUUUGUUAUAUUAUCCUGAAAGCCCCAAGUUUCUGCUUUCACAAAAUAAAGACCAAGAGGCUGUGGAAGCUGUGGGUUGGAUUAGUAAAUUCAAUCGAGGAAAACCGAUACAGAAUAUCCUUAAUUGCGAUGAAAUUGUACUUAAGUCGGAAGACCCUGCUGGUGAGAACAUACUGGCCGAUAACCAAGGUUGUGGCAUUGGAAUACUCUCCAAGAUAGCCCGGGCUACGGUUCCACUUUUUUACAAGCCUCAUGGCUUUAAUUUUAUUCUCUGUAAUUUGGUAAUGUUUGGCAUGUUUUUUAGCUCAAACGGCAUGCAACUUUGGUUUCCGGAAAUUGUGAAUCGUUCAUCUGGCGCAGAAAACAAUACGUCUACAGUUUGCGAAAUUCUUAGUGUACCCGUGGAAAAGCCUGACAAUAUUACAGAAGAAUUGGAAUGCACAGCUACUAUAUCCAGCAAAACUUACAUCGAUAACAUAAUUGUUGGCGUUGCAUUUUUAAUUGGCUUUUCUAUUCAGGGAACUUUGCUGAAUCCUUUGGGCCGAAAGAAUGUUCUCGUGGCAGCCAUUGUGGUUUCCGUGUUGAGUGGAAUAUUUUUGCAUUUUCUUGCCAAUCCUACAGGUGUCCUUAUUGCCUUCUGCCUCUACAUACUUUUGCCGGGACUUUCGAUUUCAAUCAUGAUUGGCGCCAUUGUGGACUUGGUGCCCACGCAUUUGAGAUCUAAGGCUGUUAGCUUUUGCAUGUCCUUGGGAAGACUUGGAAUCAUUGCUGCUACUAAUUUAAUGGGAGUGAUGCUGCAACCAUAUUGUAACACCACUUUUGCGAUUUUUACUUGUACGCUAGUGGUGUGCUUGAUUAUUGUUCAUUAUCUCCCUAUACGGAACUCAGCCUAAUAAUUUUCCUUCGUUUUUCAAAAAUAUGUAAAUAAAUCACUCUUAUUUGAAAUUAGUAAUUUCAGUCACCGUUAA
Messenger RNA from Drosophila bipectinata, 1617 nucleotides. Its product is annotated as synaptic vesicle glycoprotein 2B. Gene Ontology annotation, biological process: transmembrane transport. NCBI's taxonomy places the organism in Eukaryota, Metazoa, Arthropoda, Insecta, Diptera, Drosophilidae. The record is from RefSeq and is a predicted model, not a curated record. Gene Ontology annotation, molecular function: transmembrane transporter activity. Gene Ontology annotation, cellular component: membrane.